This is a messenger RNA of Spirodela intermedia, 2354 nucleotides long. The record is from the annotation of a GenBank genome assembly. NCBI's taxonomy places the organism in Eukaryota, Viridiplantae, Streptophyta, Magnoliopsida, Alismatales, Araceae.
AUGGAGAAGGCGCUAACAAAGGUGGGGAGCUUUUGGAUCGCCAAGAAGGCCAAAGAGGAGAUCUCUUCCAUCGGCGAUGACCUCUCCGUGAGUGAUUCGUCUUCGGCUUUGUUCCCCGCUUCUCUCUCUCUCUCUCUCUGUCCCUUCCCUCCGAUUGUGCUUUCUCUGUUCAUAUUUUCGUUGCUUUUAAGUUAUGAGGGGUCCUGACUCAGAUCCACAAAUGUUUUCGUCCUCGUGGAUUUCUAUCGGCCAAUCUGGUUUGCUCUUCAGGGGGAAUGUAGGGCCAGCAAGAACGCCAAUGAGAAAUGCAUACGCGGAUUGAUAAGCUUUAAAAUGGCGACAUCUCUGAUCACUCUCUGAUCAGCGCUUUGGCGUUCGUAAUGUGGAUGUAUCUGACCUGAGUCUGAUGGGACAUUUCUGUUGUUAAUCUAUGGCGAAGCUACACCGAACUAUUGCUUUGAAGGUUGUGGAAAAUAUUAAACAACUCUAAUUUCUUAAAUCACGUGGUGGCGGAGAGCUGUUCUUGGCAAAAUUGUCUCUCCUGAAAAUAUCAGCUAUUCAGUUUGAUAGCAUGAGCUUUAAUCUCAGAUGUAAAUUUCUGUUUACGCUUCCUGUGAAAAUGAUCUCCACUAUGGAUAAUUUUAUAAUCCUUGAUGGGUGGUGUGGAUUAGCAGACUACAAUAGCGGUAGGUAGAAGCCUGCUAAGGAUACAAGGCUACUGUAGGAAAUGAACUGUAGAAGCUUGAAACCCACUCGCUUUUAUGGAAAUAUCAUGCUGCAUUUUGAGGAAUUGUCAUUCAUUAGUUGUUCAUCUUUUUUUGGCUUCAAUGGCCACUUGGAAUCUAAAACAAAUAUUGAUUUGGUCUACACAUUUUAUGGGAAAUUCCGAGUACAAAAUCACUUUAAUUUUGUUUUCCUCAAAUAAGUAUAAUAAAGAUGCGUCUGGUGUUGUUCUUAUCAGCCAUGUUUACCUUGGGAAGUCAAUGCCACACACUGAACCAGUGUAGGGUUGGUAUAAUCGGGGGCGUCUCUCCAUGUCCCUUGGCGUUUUUCCUGGACAUCUGUCAGCCAAGGUGGAAAAGGAGUGAAUAGUUCUGCUCCCUGCUGUGGAAUUGGUGCUGCCUGAAGAAUCCAUAGGUGUGUUUGGACAAGGGAAAUACUGGGCAUCAACAAUUAUUGUAGAGCUAUCUGACUACAGUACUCUUCUUAGGUGGCUUAUGAUGUCUCUCUGUCUGAUUUAUUACAAGGUCUUUUAUGUGUAGUGUUUUGAAGCUCAAGCAUUCUUCUAGUCAAUCAUCUUUAAGUUCUGAAUGCAAGCUGUAUCGUUUUUUUUUUUCCCCCUUCAAUCAGGCUAUAAAAUUUCUUAAAAAUUAUUAUUAUUUUAUUAAUUUCACUUGGUGGGGUCAUGCUAUUGAAGGGUUGUCUCGAAUAUGCAAAUGAACCUCGACUGAUGUUAUUCCCUCAUGGUUUUGAACCUAAAUUAUUCUUCGGGAUUUUAAUCUCCUAUUUAAUUUAUUUAUUUUUAUUUAAAUUUAUUGAUGUAAUGGCUACUACUGGCAGCGUUUCUCGGGCACUGUCGAAGAGAAGGCGAAAUGGGUCUUUGACAAGUUAAAAGGUUCGAACCGUUUGAUAAUCUUGCAGCUCUGUUCUGUGGGUUUGGUUCCCUAUCCAUAAUAAUUCUACCAUAAAUAGGAAGUUGAAUCGAUACCAGAAUCAGUUUUCUUCUUUCGGCCUUCAAUGGCCUCUUUUCAGAGUUUCUCCGUGAAAAUCAUGAUCUGUAUAUGUUCAUGAUUUGAGGAAGCUCUUACAGUCCGAGAUUAUCUGGGCCCAACGAGGGCGAACGAUUUGAGUCUCACAACGAAUAUAUGUAUAUAUAUGUAUAUAUAUCUGCUUUCUUUAUUUGGAAAUUAUGACGUUCAGGGGGAGGAGCUCACCAGUUUUCAUCUGUCAUCUUCCGUCUUCGAUCUCCAGGGAAGCCUCGGAAGUCCCUGCCGGAGCUGCUGCGGGAGCACGGCUUGCCGGCGGGGCUCUUCCCCCGGAACGUCACCUGCUACGAGUUCGACGCUUCGAGGGGGAAGCUGGUGGUGCACAUGCCCGCCGCCGCCUGCGAGGUCAGCUUCAAGGACGGAUCCGUCAUAAGGUACGCCGGCCGUGUGAAGGGGACGUUGACCAGGGGGAAGCUCUCCGGCGUGGAAGGGAUGAAGACCAAGGUCCUCGUCUGGGUCAAGGUCACCCAGGUCCACGUCGAGGGCUUCCGCUCCGACAAGGUCUGCUUCACCGCCGGCGUGAAGAAGCUCAGACCCAAGGACGCCUACGACACACCGAGGGAAGCGGUCAACGUUGACGAAUUCUGA